UUCAUCAUUCUUCAACUCAAUCGCAAAGCCCCUUUUACCAUGACCAAGCCGAGCACCAAGGUUGCCAUCUAUGGAGCCACCGGCGAGUCUGGCGGGCUUAUCAUUAAUGCCUUGCUUGAGUCGGAAGAUGCCCAAUUCGAUGUGACGGCCCUGGCUCGGGGGUCAGGCGACAAGCCAGGGUACCAGGCUCUGGCCAGCCGCGGAGUCAAGAUUGCCACAACAGACCUCAAUGACGCAGUGGGAGUGAUUGCCAAGAGCCUCGAGUCCAUUGACGUUGUCAUUGCUGCAGUUCCUCCACACGUUAUUGAAACCCAAAUCCCUCUUGCCCGCGCUGCAAAGUUGGCUGGCGUGAAGCGAUUUGUCCCUAGUUCUUUCGCCAUGGCACUCGCACCUGGUGGUGUCGCAACUGUGCAAGAUUCAAGAGAAAAGGUCUUGGCUGAGAUCAAGAGCCUGGACCUACCAUACACAGUCAUUGAGGUCGGCUGGUGGCAUUUUGGCCUCAUCCCUAAACUCCCCUCUGGUCGCACGGAUUGGGCCAUAGCCCUGCCCGAUUUCAUCGUCAACAUGAUUCCAGGUGACGGUAAUAUGAAGACCUGCCUGGUGGAUAAUCUAGACGUGGGACGACUUGUUGCCAAGAUCAUUGUCGACGACAGGGCGCUUAACCAAAAGGUCAUGGCUAAUGGGGAUGUCCUGACGUUCAACGAGGCGUUUGACCUGGUUGAGCAAUUGACCGGUGAGAAGCCCGAAAGAAAAUACUGGUCUGCUGAACAGCUGGAUGCGACUAUCGAGCAACUGCAGGCGGCCACUCAAGACGGGCAGGUAGACUAUGUAACUCUGGUCGGACGAUUCUGGCUUGAAUACUACUACUCAUCUUUCAUCGACGGAGACAACAGUCCGGAAGGCGUCGAACGCUUGGGUUUCAUUUGGGCAAAGGAUCUGUAUCCUGAGUUCAAGCCAACCUCGUUCAAGCAGUUUUUCCAGGACAUUCUCGAUAAGAAGAGGACUCUGCCGUACGCUGGCAGGUCCUGA
Fusarium falciforme is the source of this 1029-nucleotide messenger RNA. RefSeq names its product Semialdhyde-dh domain-containing protein. Bases 40 to 1029 code for a protein of 329 amino acids. NCBI's taxonomy places the organism in Eukaryota, Fungi, Ascomycota, Sordariomycetes, Hypocreales, Nectriaceae. The record is from RefSeq and is a predicted model, not a curated record. The transcript has 4 exons. Gene Ontology annotation, molecular function: NAD binding; oxidoreductase activity, acting on the aldehyde or oxo group of donors, NAD or NADP as acceptor.